Diachasmimorpha longicaudata is the source of this 1421-nucleotide messenger RNA. Its product is annotated as odorant receptor 4-like. Gene Ontology annotation, biological process: detection of chemical stimulus involved in sensory perception of smell; sensory perception of smell. The record is from RefSeq and is a predicted model, not a curated record. Lineage: Eukaryota; Metazoa; Arthropoda; Insecta; Hymenoptera; Braconidae. Gene Ontology annotation, cellular component: plasma membrane. The transcript has 5 exons. Gene Ontology annotation, molecular function: olfactory receptor activity; odorant binding. Bases 92 to 1258 code for a protein of 388 amino acids.
UUCACAAUUCACCUCAAAUCAGUUGAAAAAAUAUUUUCAAACCCUUCACAUCGCUCGGUAGAAUUGCAAAUCCAUCCAGGCAUAAAAAAAAAUGUCAGACAGUGAAAAAUUGCGGACUUACGUGGCAUAUAGAGAACAUCUCAGAUGGCUGCUGGACUUUGCAGGUUUAUGGCCUUCGGAAAAUUCAAGCUUGGCAUAUCGUAUGCUCCCGUACUUGCAAAUUUUCGUUGGUUGCGGUGCAGCUCUGAAAAUUGGAAAUUUUAUCGCACAUCAUAUAACGAGCAUUAGAAUCGUAACAAGGGCCAUGAGUAUCAUGACGAGCAUUGUCUUAAACAUGUUUCGAGUUGUGUGCCUCGCAAGGAAUCGUGAACCCUUGAUAAAAGCCCGGAAAAUUCUGGACAAUUAUUUCGACGAGCUUUUGGCUCAUGAAAAAAUCAGAGACGUUGUCUUGCACGAUGUCAAACUUUUUCGUCGGCUCAGUUUGUUCUACACAGUAUUAACAUUUUUCGCUCUGUUUGGAUACGUAUUGACUCCCCUGAUCAUCAUCAUCAACCAACAUAUACGUCACAUUCAACCAGUCAAGUACCCCCUCAUUCUGCUGGGAAUGUACCCCUGGAACGUACCUGACAAUAUACUCAUCUAUUCAAUUCAUUACGUUUUCGAGGCCUUCGCUCUAUUCACUGUAUUUUACGUGAGUUCCGGGACAGAUGCAUUUCUUCCAUUGCUUGUUUUUCAAGUCAAAGGAAAGCUUCGAGCAAUGGCACAUCGCCUGACACAGCUUGAUGAAAAAGACAGCAUUGAUGAUGACAUUAAUCAAUGCAUUCGAGAUUACACAGCAUUGAUGGAAUGUCGAGAUAUAUUGGAGAAAACUUUUGGACCGAUAAUAUUACUUUUGAUGAGCAACAACGCAAUCAUAUUAUGUGCUCUUAUUUUCCAGUUCACCCAGAUGAAGGCCAUAACAAUUGUUCAAAUCAUACAGUUUGCAGCGUACAUUUGUGGAAAGACAACCCAAACAUUUUUGUACAGUUGGUCAGGUACUCUACUCACAUCAAAGAGUGACGAGUAUCUGAAUGCUGUUUAUGCAUCGAAUUGGUAUGGAAAUCGUAGAGGAAUGAAAUCUGUGUUGAUCACCCUGAAUCAAAGGCCAUUGACAAUGACAGCUUGGCAUAUGUCGGUGGUGUCAGUUGAUAUGUUCGUUAUGGUUCUCAAUACAACAAUGUCAUACUUCCUGUUAUUACAAACGAUCGAACAAGGCUGAUUUACGGGAGACAGUCUGUCUGUAGUUUUUUGAAGAAAUAAUAGUUCUGAACAUAAUUACAAGGGGAAAUUAUUACAUACGGUUACCCCUAUUUUCACUACUCCUGUAACAAUAACCGCUACCAUAUAAAAUAUUUUAAAAUAUUACAACAACAAAACAUUAC